This is a messenger RNA of Nanorana parkeri, 1395 nucleotides long. Its product is annotated as SH3 and PX domain-containing protein 2A-like. Gene Ontology annotation, biological process: superoxide anion generation. The transcript has 12 exons. The record is from RefSeq and is a predicted model, not a curated record. The coding region runs from base 106 to 1395 and encodes 429 amino acids. Gene Ontology annotation, molecular function: superoxide-generating NADPH oxidase activator activity; phosphatidylinositol binding; protein binding. Lineage: Eukaryota; Metazoa; Chordata; Amphibia; Anura; Dicroglossidae.
CCUGGGAGAAGGAGCCAUCGCACCAUUUCAACCCCCCUCCUCCUCUUCCCUCCACCAUGACCUAUUCCUAGAAAGCUGCAGCCUGUGUAUUAGCCGCUCUCCAGCAUGAUGUCCCGGGCUGUGCUGGAUGUGUGUGUGCAGGAUGUACAGAAGAGGAGGAACCCCUCCAAACACUAUGUGUAUAUCAUACAAGUAACCUGGUCGGAUUCAACAUCCUAUACCAUCUAUAGAAGAUACAGCAAAUUCUUUGACCUUCAGAUGCAAGUUUUGGACAAGUUUCCCAGUGAAGGCGGACAGAAAGAUCCAAAGCAAAGAAUUAUUCCUUUUCUUCCAGGCAAAAUUUUGUUUCGAAGAAGUCAUAUACGGGAUGUAGCUGUGAAAAGACUAAAACCCAUUGAUGAGUAUUGCAGGGCCUUGGUGAAAUUACCACCUCAUAUAUCCCAGUGUGAAGAUGUCUUGAGGUUUUUUGAUGCCCGACCUGAAGAUCUGGAACCACCUAAGGAGGACUAUGGCUCGUCCAAGCGUAAAUCAGGUGCUGACGGCAAUUCGGAACCCAUGAUCCUGGAACAGUACGUAGUUGUGUCCAACUAUGAGAAGCAAGAAAAUUCUGAAAUAAGCUUGAAGGCCGGAGAGCUGGUGGACGUGAUAGAGAAGAAUGAAAGUGGCUGGUGGUUUGUCAGCACUGCAGAAGAGCAAGGCUGGGUCCCUGCCACCUAUCUAGACUGCCAAAGUGGGUCCAAAGAUGAUUCUGAAAUCCACACAUCUAAAUCUGGUGAUGUAACUAAGAGACGAAAAGCUCAUCUACGGCGAUUGGACCGGCGUUGGACGCUGGGAGGCAUUGUCAACAGACAACAGAGCCGAGAAGAAAAAUAUGUUACUACACAGCCUUAUGCCAGCCAAGGGAAAGAUGAGAUUGGCUUUGAAAAAGGUGUCACCGUGGAGGUUAUCCAAAAGAAUCUGGAGGGGUGGUGGUACAUAAGGUACCUAGGCAAAGAGGGUUGGGCUCCUGCAUCCUACCUGAAAAAGGCUAAAGAUGACCUGCAGUGCCGAAAGAAGAACUUGGCAGGUCCUGUGGAGAUUAUUGGAAAUAUAAUGGAAAUCAGCAACCUCCUUAAGAAACCCAAUGAAAAGGAUGGUCAGGGGGGUACUGAAGCAGAAGAGCAUCACAUUAACAAGAAAGAGAUCAGUCUGCCAAUCCUUUGCAAUGACUCCAAUGGAAACUCCAUGAUGACAUCUGAAAAAAUCAACAUCAAGACUACUCCGGGGUCUCCAGCCAUAGCAAGAAUUGCACCUCAGCGAUCUGAAAUAAGUUCUCCAAACCUAAGAAUGAAGCCACCACCUCGGAGAGAAUCUAGUUUGGUUGGUUAUCCUUCUGUUAUCUUUAGUGCGGUUUAA